This is a messenger RNA of Aspergillus calidoustus, 993 nucleotides long. The record is from the annotation of a GenBank genome assembly. Lineage: Eukaryota; Fungi; Ascomycota; Eurotiomycetes; Eurotiales; Aspergillaceae.
AUGACCCCACCAAUUGCCGUUAUAGUCGGAGCCCUAGGAGCGCAGGGCUCCAGCGUCCUCUCAACCCUCUUGAAAUCAAAGAGCCACUACAAGAUCCGUGCUCUCACCUCCAACGCAACAAGUCCCGACGCCAUCCGCUUAGCCUACUCCAAUCCCAACAUUGAAGUCUUGCAAGCCGACCUCUCCUCCCCACCUAGCCUCCUCGCAGCAUUUACCGGUGCAAGCAUCAUCUUCGCCAACACAGUCUUCAGACCAGAUGUAUUCCUUACACGGGGCGCAGCUGCCGCGGAGGAACUUGAGGCGUCUCAAGGGCUGAAUAUCGUGCAAGCUGCGUCAAAGGUUGCGUCGACACUGCAGCACUUCAUCUGGUCGACUCUUCCCGACGGAGAGGGGAUAACGGGUGGUAAAUAUAAGAUCCCGCAUUUCCAGUCCAAGAUCCCUGCGGAGAGGUAUCUGCUUGAUCCAGCGAAUGGGCUGGUAGGCAAGACGACCUUCCUGCGUGUUGGGAUGUAUGGAUCGAAUUUAGUGAGGGACCCGUAUAAACCUGUUUUUGUGAAAGAACAAGGAAAAUACAUAAUGACACUCCCCUGCUCCCCAUCGACCGUUAUCCCAUUCGUCGGGUCAGAAACGCCUAACGUCGGAGUCAUCGUGGACGCCAUCAUCCGCCAACCAGAGAAAACACUGGGAAAGUUUGUCCUCGGCGUAUCAGAAUAUCUUACAGCGGCUGAAUGGGCAGCGGCGUUAUCAGCAGGUUCGAACGUCGAGGUUACGUUCUCGGAGACGAGUCUUGAGGACUACGAACGUCGGUGGGGCCCUAUUGGGACGGAAAUCGGCUUGAUGUUCAGGUUUAUCGAGGAGCUGGGGCAGGGUAGUUUUGCUGCGGGGGCGGAUGGUUCGUUAAUUGUCACGCCCAAGGAUCUGGGUGUUCAGGGUCUUCUGCAUAGCACGGAGGAUAGCCUGCGGAAAUUUCGCUGGGGGGAGAUCCUGAACUGA